Molecule: messenger RNA, 390 nt
Organism: Entamoeba histolytica HM-1:IMSS
Lineage: Eukaryota; Evosea; Mastigamoebida; Endamoebidae
Exons: 1
Coding region: 1-390 (129 amino acids)
Source: RefSeq, a predicted model, not a curated record
AUGAGUCGACAUUCUACUGUUAAAGAACAUGUCUGUGAGUUUUGUGGUAAAGCUUUCUUAAGAAAAUCAGAGUGUGAAAUUCAUGUUAGAAUUCAUACAGGAGUUAAGCCAUAUUGUUGUAAUAUUUGUCAGAAACGUUUUGCUCGUGCUACUGAUCUUAAGAUUCAUAUGCUUUACCAUUCUGAUGAAAAGCCAUUUCAAUGUCCAUUCCCAGGUUGUACUUUACGUUUUAAACGUAAAAAUGAUGCUAAAAAACACUUAAGAAUACAUGUCAAAAAAAUUCAUGGAAAUGUUACAGAACUAAUGUCUCCCCAUCAUUCAGCUUUCAAAGCUGUUCCUAAACAAUUAAUUCGUCUUGAAUCUUAUGGAAUAAUGUAUCAUUGUAAUUAA